AUGAUAAGUGACGAUUUAACUCUAGAAAAAAUAGAUUUCGAAUGGGUAAAUAGUCAAACAAAAGUUGCUCCACUUAAAAAGGCUUUAAAACUCUUGGAAUUAGAUGGGAAUUAUUACACUGAUUUGAUCAAAGCUGUGGAGGAAAAAUUGGUUUCCAUCGAUCCAAAAUAUACUAAGACAUCCGAAGUUGUAAUUGACCCAGUGGUAAAGAAGCAAGCCUAAAUAGAUGUUGAGAAAUGGGCUGAGAAUCCCACUUUGGAAAAAAAUAAGCGAUUGGCUGAGUAGGAGAAAAACAAGGGGAAUGAAGCCUUGAAAUCAAAUGAUUUUAAAGAAGCUAUCAAUUAUUAUACUUAGUCAAUUCAAUUUGAUAGACAAAUGGCUCCUUCAUAUUGUAAUAGAGCACUCGUUUAUUUGAAACUUAAGGAUUAUUAGAAUGUGAUCACUGAUUGUGACUAUGCUAUUGCACUACAACCUGAUUACACUAAGGCUUAUCACAGAAGAGGGAAGGCCUACUUUGCCCUUAAGCAAUACGACAAGGCAUACCUAGAUUUUAAAUUUAUUCUUCAAGUAGAACCAGACAACAACGAAGUAAAUGGAGAAUUGAGAGAAUGCAGAAAGUUUUUAACAGAACAAUAAAUCAAUUCAGCAGAAAACAAAUAGUUUAUAGAAAAAUAGGGCGGAUUCAAGAAGGUGCAAAUAGUAGAAGAAGAUGAGGAAGAGGAAGAAAUUCCAAUUUCUAAACAAAAACAACCUGACUUCAGUAAGGAAUACGAUGAGAUUAUGAGCAAAAAGAAUGAAAUCACAAAUAGAAUACAAAAAGGAGCUUAUUCAUAAUCAAUUGUUGAAUUGAUAGAAUUAUUAAAGGAAAAUCAAAAGUAUAUUGACUAACACAGAUUUGUUGAAUUAAGAGCAGUCUUAUUAAGUAACUUAGCUUAUUGUCACUUACAAUUAUAAGAGUAUCAAAAAGUGAUUGAAUAUUGUGGAAACAUUUUAGAAGAUAAUAUUGCAUGGGAUAUAAAGACAAAGGCAUACCUGAGAAGAGGAAUGGCAUAUGAAAGAUUGGAUAAGGUUGUUUUGAGCAAGUUGGAUUUCCUAAGAGUCAAAGAUCUUGAUCCUGGAAAUCAAUAAGCCUCAUAAGCACUCCAUAGACUGUCAAAGAUUAUGAGUUAAGAAGAAAAUAACAAAGCAGCUAAAAUCAGAGAAGAAGAACAAAAUAAACAAGAAAUUGGUUAGUAAUCUAGAAAGGUUGAAUAGCCAAUUCAAAAAAAGAAAGAAGAACCUCAGAGUAAUUAAUAAUAACCAGUCACAACAAAGAAACCAAUUCAAGAAGUUGAUGAGGGAUAAAAAUUAUAAUUAUCUGAUGCUGAAAUCUCAAUCUAACUUGGAAAAUUGAAGGAGUAAGGAAACGGUCACUAUAAGGCUUAAGAAAUAGAGAAGGCUAUAUAAGUGUGGGGUGAAGGAAUCAAGUUUUACGAAGCAAAUCCAGCUCCUUCUUAGAUUCACCUUUAUUACUAAUUAUUAACAAAUUCUUGCUUAUGUUUGAGUCAAUUAAAUUCUAAUAACCAAGUAAUUGAAUUAGCAAGUAAGGUACUUGUUAAAGAUUAAAACAAUCAAAAAGCUUUGUAUAGGAGAGGUGUUGCUUAUGCAACAUUAGCUUAAGCUUCCCAGAAGUUGGAAGAAUAAAACGAGUUAUUUGAAAAUGGAAGAAAGGAUUUAGAGAGACUUGUUUAUUUGGAUUCAGAAAAUAAGCAGGCAAAAGAAAAAUUAUUGGAGGUUUAAAAAUAACAUGCAGAAUGCAGAGUAAAAUUAAAAAAGAAUCAAGAAUCAUAACCAAGAUAAGAUAAGAAAGAUGAAUAAAACAAUUCAUAAUAAGAGAAAACAGAAUAAUAAUAAGCGAAAGGCUAGUAACCUAAAUAGAAGAGUGUUAAUUAAUAAUAGAUAGAUUAAAUCGGAUAAAAUUUAACAGUUAAUGUGAUUUAAGAUUUAUUGAAUAAGAAACAAUUGCCAGAAACUGCAACCAUAUUUGAGAAGAACAUGAAUACAUUCAAGAAGGCAACUCCUUCUUAAAUCAUUGACUAUGUAUUUUAAGUUGAUAAUCUUUAAUAAUUGUAUUCCAAAAAAGAUUUGCCUACAGACAUCUUAUUCUUAAUCAUAAAUGCAGGAUUAGCAUUAAAAUAAGAUAAUAGUUACAAUGAAAAAUUGACAACUAUUCUAAGAGAUCGUCUACCAAAAACUCACAAAUUUGAUUUAUGUGUAAAUAUGUUUACAAAAAAAGAGAAAGCAUUAAUAAAAGAAUUAUUAGAGUGUCAUUCACUUAAUGACUUGUUUAGUAUAUAUUAAAUAAAGUGA
Messenger RNA from Paramecium tetraurelia, 2349 nucleotides. RefSeq lists its product as uncharacterized. The transcript is spliced from 4 exons. The record is from RefSeq and is a predicted model, not a curated record. Gene Ontology annotation, molecular function: protein binding. NCBI's taxonomy places the organism in Eukaryota, Ciliophora, Oligohymenophorea, Peniculida, Parameciidae.